AUGAUUGCAGAUGCGGAGUUUUGGAACCUGAGGAAGGAGCGCAGGUGCGCCAGCUUGGACGCACCUGCGAGCCCGCAGGUGCGAGGUCUGGCCACAGAUGCAGAGUCUGGGCGAUUAAGUGGAUUGCACAGGUGCGGCGAUUGGACCGCAGGUGCGGUCCUGCAGGAACGAGAAAUUGGCCGCAGGUGCAGAAAGCUUGGGCAGAAGGUAUAUAUUGCACACUUCGCGAAUUUUUGUGUAUUCUUCACCAUUGCUAUUCGGAUUUUGAAGCUUUUGGAGAGUUUUGAAGAGGGAAUCAAGGGGGUUUUCAUUGAAAUAAGUUACUUGAGCCUAAUACACGUGAUUAUGCUCUUCUGGUGUUUCCGCAACUGCGGAAGAGGAGUCGUAGGUGCAAGGGUCGCAGGAGCGGAAAAUGAUCGCACAUGUGGAGUUUUGGAACCUGAGGAAGGAGCGCAGGUGCGCAAGCUUGGAUGCACCUACGAGCCUACAGGUGCGAGGUCUGGCCACAGGUGCGGAGUCUGGGUGGUUAAGUGGAUUGCGCAGGUGACAUUGUCUGGUCUGCUGAACUUAAUAGAUGGCUUGUGGUCAAGUUGUGGAGACGAAAGAAUUAUAAUUUUCACAACAAAUCACGUGGAAAAGCUCGAUCCUGCAUUGUUGCGACCAGGUCGCAUGGAUGUGCACAUUCAUAUGGCAUAUUGCACUCCUUGUGGCUUUAGGCUUCUUGCUUCCAAUUACCUUGGGAUAAGAGAGCAUCAACUAGUUGAAGAAAUAGAGGAGUUGAUUGGAAAUACGGCAGUGACACCAGCUGAGGUUGCAGAGCAGCUGAUGAAGGAAGAUGAAGUUGACAUUGCACUUAAAGGCUUGAUUGAUUUUCUUCAUAAAAAGAGGAAAGAACAGGAAGAGACAAGGCUCAAAGUACUCAAGAGGAAGAAAAAUAAGUAG
Molecule: messenger RNA, 942 nt
Organism: Nicotiana attenuata
Lineage: Eukaryota; Viridiplantae; Streptophyta; Magnoliopsida; Solanales; Solanaceae
Product: AAA-ATPase At3g28510-like
Exons: 3
Coding region: 1-942 (313 amino acids)
Molecular function (GO): ATP binding; ATP hydrolysis activity
Source: RefSeq, a predicted model, not a curated record